UGAUGAUAAUGGUGAUGGUGGUGAUGGCGAUGGUGUUUCCGAUAAUAAUGAUGAAAUGGAAUGUACUGCUAGUUCUGGUAUUACCAUGAAUAAUAAUGAUAAUGAUAAUAAUAAUAGGAUGAUACCAUCAAAUGAUGAUGGUAAUGAUGCGGAUACCGAUGAUAAUAAUGAUGAUGAUGUUGAUGAUGGUGAUCAUGGUGAUGAACAAAUAAACAAAUCAACAGCUGAACAACCGAAUCAGGUAUCGGAAAAUCAUCAAACAGAUACUGAUAAUGAUAAUAAUGAUGAUGAUGAUUCGAAUGAUAUGAAAUGUUCAAAAUCCGAAACAAUAAUGAAAAAACAAUCGAUUAUUAAUAUCGAUAGUAAAACAACAUCGAUUAAUCGAAGAAAAUUAUCAACAACAUUAGCUAAUAAUAAAUCGAUUACAAAUAAUCGUUUAAAUAGUCGAAAUAAUACGGUUGCAGCAUCGCUACAAUUAAGAAUGUUGUCAUCAUUAUCAUCUACAAAUAACAUAAUAACUAAUCAAUUAUCACAACAACAACGGUAUCAGGGUAAUAAAAAUGGAUCAAACAAAAUUAGGACAAAAUCUUUGAAUAAUCAAUCAUUCAUACAAAAUGGUGGAAAUUUAUCAAGAAAACGAAAAUAUUCAUCAUUAAAAUUGGCUUCGAAUAAAUCAUUGGCAUCAAAUCCAACAACAACAACAGCAACACCAUCGAAUACAUUGUUAAUGUCAACAAUGAAUCAAUCAAUUCCAACAACAUCAUUAUCAUCAUCAACAACAUUACCAUUAAAUCAAAUAUUAAUGGCACAACAACAUAUGGAUCAAAUGUUGAUCAAUAAUAAUAAUUCGAAUCAAUUUAUUUCGGGAAAUCUACAUAAUAAUCAACAAAUGUUAACCAAUAAUAAUAAUAAUAAUAAUCAGCAACAACAACAACAUCCACAAUUAACACAAUCAGCAUUUACAGCAGCAACUGCUGCAUUAGCAACAGCAGCAGCUGCAUCCGGUAUCACUGUUAAUCAAUUAAUUGCACAGUUAAUGGCACAAGCAAAUCAACAACAAAUGUUUUUACAACAAGUACAAGCUGAUCUUUUACAACAACAACAACAACAACAACAAAGUAAACAACAUUUAAUGUCUAUUUCAUCGCCACCAACAUCUACAACAGUUUCCUCAUCAAAUAUCCAAUCACCAACACAAUCAUCAUCAAUGGCAGCAGCAAAUUUAUUUCCUCAAUUAUUAGCAGCAGCAGCAGCCGCAUCAUCUACAUCACCAGCAAUAACAUCGUCUCAAACAGCAGCAUCGACCAUAAAUGGUUCACAACAAUUAUUACCAUCAAUGGCUACUAUUCAACAAUUACAGGCACAAUUAUUAUUACAGAAUCAGGGUCUAUUUCCACCGAAUAUUCUAGCACAAGGUUUACAGAAUUUAGCUGCAUCAAGUGCAGCAGCUGCAUUUCUUAAUUCUCCUGUAUCAAAAGGUUCUGUUCCAAGUCCAUCGGCACCAAGUCCUACAUUAACCGGUGGUGGUGGUAUAAAUUCGCAUUCACAACAUCAUCAUUCUCAUCAUCAUCAUCAUGAUGGUAAUGGUCAUAAAUCACCAUCAACAUCUAUUGAACAUCGACUUAAUCUAUUAUCAUCAUCAACAACAACAACCACAUCAUCAUCAUCAUCACCAAGUCCAUCAUCGAAUUUAAUCCAUCAUCAACAUCAUCAUCCAUUAUCACAUCAUUCAAUUCAUCAUCAUCAUUCACGAAAUUCACCUGGAUCAUUAUUACAAACAUUACCUUUAUUAUCGGGACAAUCCAAUAACAACAAUAGUAAUAAUAAUAAUUCAUCGAAUAUAAUUGGUUAUGAAUGUUCCAUUUCUAGUCCAUCACGAGCAUCAGAAGCUAUUAACAUAAGUAAUAAUAACAACAAAAAUAUUGAUCAAUUAUCACCCACACAACAAUUAUUACAACAAUAUCAAAAAAAUUCAAAUGAUAAUGAUCAAUUAAUGAUUGGUAAUAAACAACAACAACAACAACAAUCAUCAUCAUUAGAUAAUAAUAAUAUUAUCGAUUCGAUUAGUAGUGGUGGAUCAAUCUCAACACAUACAAAUACAAAUCCAAAUCAUCAUAAUCAUCAUAAUCAUCAUCAUAAUAAUCAUUCACAUUAUCAUGGAACAAAUACACAAUCAAAUCGUUCAAUUCGUUCACCAUCAACUAAUCAUGUUGCACAAACAUCAACAACAGCCGGCCAUCAUCAUCAUCAUCAUCAUCAUCAUUCACAUCCACAUCAUCAUCUAGCAUUAUGUAAAGCAGCAUCAACAAUGCCAUCGGCUGUAUUAAUGAAUCAACAACAACAACAAUCGGGACAACAACAACGGGCUAGUAGUGCAAAUACAAGUGCAAAUAAUCAAACCGGUAAUACAAACAAUAAUAAUAAUAAUAAUAGUGAACUUAAUCCGGAUGAAAUGACCGAUCUUGAAGAAUUGGAACAAUUUGCUAAAACAUUCAAACAAAGACGUAUUAAGUUGGGUUUCACACAAGGAGAUGUUGGAUUGGCUAUGGGUAAAUUAUAUGGAAAUGAUUUCAGUCAAACAACUAUAUCACGUUUUGAAGCAUUGAAUUUAAGUUUUAAAAAUAUGUGCAAAUUAAAACCAUUAUUACAACGAUGGUUAGAAGAUGCUGAUGCAUCAUUGAAUAAUCCAACCGGUGGAUCUGAUUCAUUAAGUGGACGAAGACGUAAAAAACGUACCAGUAUUGAAACAAGUACACGUGUAGCAUUAGAACGUGCAUUUCUACAGAAUCCAAAACCAACAUCCGAAGAGAUAACAAUGUUAGGUAAUUCAUUAUGUAUGGAAAAAGAAGUGGUACGUGUUUGGUUUUGUAAUCGACGACAAAAAGAAAAACGAAUCAAUCCACCAACAACAACAUCAUCAGCAUCAAGUGGUGCAGCAUCAAAUUCACCUGGACCAAGUUCACCAUUAUCAUUAGUAUUUGGUGGUAGAAAUUUUCUUGAUGAACAAGAUGAUGAUGAUGAUUAUAUUGAUUAUGAUGAAGAUGCAACCAGUGAUGAUGAUGAUGAUGAUAAUAAUAAUGGUGGUAAAGAUGAUCUUCAUUUUACUGGACAUUUUUCACAUCUUAAUCAUCAUCAACAACAACAACUUCGAUCAAUCGAAUCUGAAGAUGAACAACAACAACAUCAUCAUCAUCAAGUCGAUGAAGAGGAAAUACUUAAUAAAUCAGCUAUACAACAGCAAAUAUCAUCAAUAAAAUCAGCCAGUAAUAGUAAUGGAAGACGAAAACAAAGUCAACAUUCAAUUAAUCGUAAUCGUCAUAGUAAUAAUGUAUCACCGAUAACAACAACAACAAUAUUACCAUCAUCAUCAUCAUUAGAUCCAUUUGAUUUUAAUCAACAACAACAACAACAA
Dermatophagoides pteronyssinus (European house dust mite) is the source of this 3412-nucleotide messenger RNA. RefSeq lists its product as uncharacterized. The record is from RefSeq and is a predicted model, not a curated record. Gene Ontology annotation, molecular function: DNA-binding transcription factor activity, RNA polymerase II-specific; RNA polymerase II cis-regulatory region sequence-specific DNA binding. Lineage: Eukaryota; Metazoa; Arthropoda; Arachnida; Sarcoptiformes; Pyroglyphidae. Gene Ontology annotation, biological process: regulation of transcription by RNA polymerase II.